Messenger RNA from Striga asiatica, 1947 nucleotides. The record is from the annotation of a GenBank genome assembly. NCBI's taxonomy places the organism in Eukaryota, Viridiplantae, Streptophyta, Magnoliopsida, Lamiales, Orobanchaceae.
UUGGACCUUUUGACUAUUUUCGUUUUUCUCCCCUCACUUUCACAGCUAAACACUGAAAAAGCUCGAGCGAACAUGCGCGCGGCUACUAACCCUUCCUUCCUUAUCCACCACCACACCUCCAUCGCCUUCGCCGUUCUCCGCUCGAUUCGCCACCGUAUUCCGCUGUUCCCUCCGUCCGUCGUCAAAAUCCGAGCUCAGUCCACGUCCACGUCACACGCCGAGCUCGAUAAUACCAGAACCGGCCGAUCUGGCUCGCUCGCUUCCCCUCCGGCGAAUAUCGAUGCUACGCAGAAGAUAGAAGUUAAUCCGCCCAAGGGAACCAGGGAUUUCCCUCCUGAAGAAAUGCGGCUGAGGAAUUGGCUGUUUCAGAAUUUUAGAGAGGUUUCACAAUCAUUCGGCUUCGAAGAGGUUGAUUUUCCAGUACUGGAGUCAGAGGCGCUGUUUAUUAGGAAAGCUGGGGAGGAGAUCAGAGACCAGCUUUAUUGUUUUGAGGAUCGUGGAAACCGUAGAGUUGCACUAAGGCCAGAACUCACUCCUUCUCUAGCAAGGCUAGUAAUACAAAAAGGAAAAUCUGUUUCCCUUCCGCUAAAAUGGUUUGCCAUUGGACAGUGCUGGCGGUAUGAGCGAAUGACCCGGGGACGCCGUCGGGAGCAUUAUCAAUGGAACAUGGAUAUUAUUGGUGUCCCUAAUGUUGCAGCUGAGGCAGAGCUGAUUUCUUCUAUUGUCACCUUUUUCAAGCGCAUUGGAAUCACAGCAUCAGAUGUUGGGUUUAAAGUUUCUAGCAGAAAGUUACAUGAUUCUGCGUUGGUGUCGAAGCGUCUUGUUUUUAACAGAGUGCAGUAUAUUAAGCAUUUAAGGAACACUGAUAUGCUUCCCAUGUACUGUGUACAGGUUUUGCAAGAAGUUCUAAGGCGUUACUCCGUACCAGAAAAGUUAUUUGGCAGGGUUUGUGUAAUAAUAGAUAAGGUUAGUGACAAUGAGCAUGAGGUGUCUGUGAUCUCAAUUCAUUUUCUGCUCCCGAUUUCUGCUACAUCUGUGCUUCUUUUCAUCUUCCUUCCUUUCUUAUGUCUGUUGGAAAAGAUUCCCAUAGAUGAUAUCAAGAAAGAGCUGAGGUCUGCAGAGUUAUCAGAAGAGGCUGUUGAAGAGCUAUUGGAAAUCCUUACUAUGAAAUCUUUGACAAAAUUGGAAGAGAAACUUGGCGCUUCAGUGGAAGUCCUUGCUGAUUUGAAGCAGCUAUUCUCACUUGCUGAAAAGUACGGUUACUCUGAGUGGAUCCAGUUUGAUGCGUCCAUUGUACGUGGCUUAGCCUACUACACUGGAAUCGUUUUUGAGGGAUUUGAUCGAGAAGGAAAGCUGAGAGCAAUUUGUGGCGGAGGUCGAUAUGACAGAUUACUCUCGACUUUUGGUGGCGAUGAUCUCCCAGCUUGUGGGUUUGGAUUUGGUGAUGCAGUUAUUGUAGAACUGCUAAAGGAGAAGGGACUUUUGCCAGAAUUAAGCCCUCAGGUAAGGAACAUCGUCUGCUCAUUGGAUCAAGAUUUACAGGGUUCGGCUUCUUUAGUUGCUGCAAGACUGAGGGAAAAGGGCCAAAGCGUUGACUUGGUUUUGGAGAAUAAACCGCUUAAAUGGGUAUUUAAACGGGCAGCAAGAAUAAAUGCCGAGAGGCUGAUAAUAGUGGGAAAUGAAGAGUGGCAAAAGGCUAUGAAGGGUUUGUGGUCCAGAGUUGAGAGCGGGAUGGAGAAGGUUAUCAAUGGCCUCAUCAACAAGGAGAUUGAGAGGGUUGUCAAGGAGGGCCUCGUGAAGGAUCUUGGUGACGGCGUGAAGGAGAGUUUCAAGGAGAUUGUCAUGGAGGGACUCAAGGAACGAGUCAAGGGUUUCACCUAUCGUUGUGGUGAAAACAUGCUCUCUGCCACCGUGUUCACCGCGGCACACUUUUAUCUGGUGGAGUAG